AGUUAAGGAUGUUGCUUUCCAGCCAUGAAAGUGUAAAGCCAAAAGAAAAGAAAAGGUCAAAUUAAUAUUUUUAUGUUUUUACCUAGCUUUUACACGCUCGAGUCCUUGUAGAUGACAAUAAUAAUUUUCUUUUUUUGGUGCUAAGGUGGAUAACAAUAAUGAUUUCCAUUUUCUGGGUGCUAAAGUGGAUAACAAUGAUAUGGCUAACUUGCCGUUAAGUACAUCCUCAAUUCCAUAUAAUUCAAUAAUAAUUAGCAUCCCAGAAUUAAAAAUGCAGAGGAAACAAAAAAUGGGGAGGAGACUUGCAGCUUUGCUUCUGGUGUUCUCAACUCUCGUGCUUUUAACAUCAUCAUCUCCUUCCAUAAGCUUCACUACAGUUGUGCAGGAAAGAAACCAAAUAGAAAAUGGAUUACUGCAGAAUAUUAGAACGGGACAUGGCGGUGGUGAUGGAGGUAGUGGUUACGGGGGUGGACAAGGAGGAGGAAAUGGGGAUUCUUCUUCGACUACACAACCAGGAAGACCUCUCAAUGGAGCUGGUUCUGAUAAUCAGAAUCAUCACCGUCGCGGAGUUGCCAUCCGCUCUUCCACCUCCAACUUCAGCAUACUAACAGUAUCUUUCACUCUUUCUCUGGCUCUCUAUCGUUUCUUGUGAGCUUUAAAAGUAAUUUGAGCUCAUCUGUAUAAAAAGAAAAUAUGCUGUAUUAGCAGGUUGAUACUUUUAAAAAAAUUGGCUAUUGUAAGUACUCUUUGUCAAAACAAAAAAAAUAAAAGUACUCUUUGUCAAGGCAGUGAA
Beta vulgaris subsp. vulgaris (sugar beet) is the source of this 793-nucleotide messenger RNA. RefSeq lists its product as uncharacterized. The record is from RefSeq and is a predicted model, not a curated record. The coding region runs from base 200 to 652 and encodes 150 amino acids. The transcript has 2 exons. Lineage: Eukaryota; Viridiplantae; Streptophyta; Magnoliopsida; Caryophyllales; Amaranthaceae.